UGGCCGAGGCCGGCUGCGCUCGGAGCUGCCGGGUCGGGGACUGGAGCUGCCUGGGCGGGUCCGCGCCCCGCAGGCUGAGGGCUGGCGCUGCUCGCGCUCGGUGCGCCGGACGCCGGAUACCCCCGGCCGCUCCCGCUGUCCCGCACCGCUGCCGACCGCAGCGCGGGCGGAGAGCCUCUCCCGUGCCCCCGAAGGACUUCCUCCCCAGGGAAGGGAGGACGAGAGACUAGGGGGGCAGCAAGCCGGGGGCCCCUUCUGCCGGUCGGGGUGGCGGCGCGCCAGCGCAGUGCCAUGCUGCUCUCCGUCCUGGCCGCGCUGUGCCUGGGGCUGCGCCUGGCGCUCGGCGUGCGCGGCGCGCCCUGCGAGGCGGUGCGCAUCCCCAUGUGCCGGCACAUGCCGUGGAACAUCACGCGGAUGCCCAACCACCUGCACCACAGCACGCAGGAGAACGCCAUCCUGGCCAUCGAGCAGUACGAGGAGCUGGUGGACGUGAACUGCAGCUCGGUGCUGCGCUUCUUCCUCUGCGCCAUGUACGCGCCCAUCUGCACGCUGGAGUUCCUGCACGACCCCAUCAAGCCGUGCAAGUCGGUGUGCCAGCGCGCGCGCGACGACUGCGAGCCCCUCAUGAAGAUGUACAACCACAGCUGGCCCGAGAGCCUGGCCUGCGACGAGCUGCCCGUCUACGACCGCGGCGUGUGCAUCUCGCCGGAGGCCAUCGUCACCGACCUCCCCGAGGACGUUAAGUGGAUAGACAUCACGCCAGACAUGAUGGUUCAGGAAAGGCCUCUUGAUGUUGACUGUAAACGCCUAAGCCCCGACCGUUGCAAGUGCAAAAAGGUGAAGCCCACUCUGGCGACAUAUCUGAGCAAAAACUACAGCUACGUCAUUCAUGCCAAAAUAAAAGCCGUGCAGAGGAGUGGUUGUAACGAAGUGACCACCGUGGUGGACGUGAAAGAGAUCUUCAAGUCCUCGUCCCCCAUCCCUCGAAUGCAGGUGCCGCUCAUCACAAAUUCUUCCUGCCAGUGUCCUCACAUCCUGCCCCACCAAGACGUUCUCAUCAUGUGUUAUGAAUGGCGCUCCAGGAUGAUGCUUCUUGAAAACUGUUUAGUUGAAAAAUGGAGAGAUCAACUCAGUAAAAGAUCCAUACAGUGGGAAGAGAGGCUGCAGGAACAGCGGAGGACCGUUCAGGACAAGAAGCGAACAGCGGGGCGUACAGGUCGUAGCAACACCCCGAAGCCAAAGGGAAAGCCGCCUGCUCCCAGACCAGCCAGCCCCAAGAAGACCAUUAAAGCUAGGAGUGCCCAAAAGAGAACAAACCCCAAAAGAGUGUGAGCCAGCCACCUUCCAGAACCGAGACUGCCUCUCAGGCCGACGAGGCCAGGCGCUGCCCCGCCAGCCUGGGGAAGGCCCCGCUCCCCUUGCCUUAACAACUGCAGAACUCCUCCUACACCCAUCUUGCGGCAUUUUUCUUAAUGAUCUGCUUCCGUUUUUCUUUUUCAACCACCACAAGCCAUAGUGGUAGGUAUGUCCUUUGGUGUGGAAGGUCUAUGAAAGCUGAAAGCUGGUGGACAAAGCUUCUGGCGGCAUUCAGAGUAGCCUUUGUGGGGCCUACUCUGGGAGAUCUCUGUGUGGGGAAAAGAUGCUUUUGGUUCUUACCAUUUGACUUAAUAUGUGCAUUGUAAAAUAAAUGCCAUAUUACAAACAAAACACUCAUUUUUCUUUUUACAAUAUGUUUUAUUUCAGUUUGACUUGUGCUGUUAGAAGGUUCGUGAUAGUCUAAGAUGUGAUUGAAAAUACAAUGAUUCUAAGGAGGAAGGCAAGAGGAAUGAAUGUCUAAAAGAUCUUUAUGUGUUUGCUGUUCGCGGAAGAAUUUCUGUGAUGAAAGGAGGAUAUGGAAAAUUGAGGUAUUGAGGAACAACUAGAAAAGCAUGAUAUGGAAAAUUGUAAUGAUUUUUUUUUUUU
Messenger RNA from Neomonachus schauinslandi (Hawaiian monk seal), 1962 nucleotides. RefSeq names its product secreted frizzled related protein 4 (gene SFRP4). Gene Ontology annotation, cellular component: cytoplasm. Gene Ontology annotation, biological process: non-canonical Wnt signaling pathway; canonical Wnt signaling pathway. Gene Ontology annotation, molecular function: Wnt-protein binding. The record is from RefSeq and is a predicted model, not a curated record. The coding region runs from base 292 to 1332 and encodes 346 amino acids. NCBI's taxonomy places the organism in Eukaryota, Metazoa, Chordata, Mammalia, Carnivora, Phocidae. The transcript has 6 exons.